AUGGACCCUACAAACAUAACAUCUCCAGACAUGUUCAUCCUUCUUGGACUAUCAGAUGUUCCUUACCUCCAGGUUAUAUGCUUUCUUAUGUUCUUGGUGAUGUAUAUGAUAACAUUGGCAGGAAAUCUUCUACUGAUCAUCGUGGUGAAGAUUAACCCAGCUCUACAGACCCCCAUGUACUUUUUUUUAAGUAAUCUCUCUUUUAUUGACAUCUUCUUCUCAUCUGCCAUAGUUCCAAAAAUCUUGAUAAAUACUCUUGCUGAGGAUAAAAGUAUUUCCCUGUUGGGAUGUGCACUGCAAAUGUACUUCUCUCUAGCUUUAGGGGCAACGGAGUGUAUAAUACUGGCAGUUAUGGCCUAUGAUCGAUUUGCUGCCAUCUGUAGGCCACUUCACUACAACACUAUUAUGAACAUGAGAUUGUGCAUUACUCUAGCCAUAGGAUCAUGGACAGCAUGCUUCAUCAAUUCUGCUUUCCAUGUGUUCAUUACAUUCCAACUUCCCUACUGCAAAUCUCACCUUAUCAGCCACUUCUUUUGUGAGAUACCUCCCUUCUUACAAAUAUCUUGCAGAGAUACGACACUUAAUGAAAUAGCCAUGUACGUUUCUGCAGGUAUUGUUGUCACAAUGUCUUUCUUCUUAACUCUGAUUUCAUACAUCCAUAUUAUAGCCACUAUUUUUAAGAUCCAGUCUUCUCAAGGGAGGCAAAAGGCAUUCUCCACAUGUGCUUCGCACCUUACUGUUGUCACCCUCUACUAUGGGACCAUUAUGUUCAUGUAUCUACGACCCCGUUCUGCUUACUUCCCAGAAACAGACAAGACAAUAUCUGUCCUGUAUACAGUUGUGACUCCGAUGUUGAACCCCUUCAUUUACAGUGUAAGAAAUAAGGACGUAAAAUGUACCAUAAAAAAGGUCUCAAUAAAAAAAAAAAUCCUUUAUUAA
Bufo bufo (common toad) is the source of this 939-nucleotide messenger RNA. RefSeq names its product olfactory receptor 5AS1-like. Gene Ontology annotation, molecular function: G protein-coupled receptor activity; olfactory receptor activity. Lineage: Eukaryota; Metazoa; Chordata; Amphibia; Anura; Bufonidae. Gene Ontology annotation, biological process: G protein-coupled receptor signaling pathway. The coding region runs from base 1 to 939 and encodes 312 amino acids. Gene Ontology annotation, cellular component: membrane. The transcript is spliced from 2 exons. The record is from RefSeq and is a predicted model, not a curated record.